This is a messenger RNA of Magnolia sinica, 1362 nucleotides long. RefSeq names its product RHOMBOID-like protein 2. Gene Ontology annotation, biological process: proteolysis. The transcript has 5 exons. The record is from RefSeq and is a predicted model, not a curated record. Gene Ontology annotation, cellular component: membrane. Lineage: Eukaryota; Viridiplantae; Streptophyta; Magnoliopsida; Magnoliales; Magnoliaceae. Gene Ontology annotation, molecular function: serine-type endopeptidase activity. Bases 123 to 1100 code for a protein of 325 amino acids.
CCAAUAGAGGGAGAGAGAGAGGGAGAGUUCUCAGAUAUCUUUUGGCAUUCCCUCCGCCGAGACUGACGGAGAGAGAAUCUGCCCACAGAGAGAGAGAGAGAGAGAGAGAGAGAGAGAGAGAGAUGGCGAACGAAGAUCUGGAGAGCAGAAGAGCUGGGAAAGAUGGACGAAACUACCCUUACGCAGCAGCAAAUACUCCUUACUACUACGAGACCACAGAGAGGAAGUCGACAUCUUGGGCAAUUCCGUCUUUCGUCACUGCCAACAUCGCGGUUUUCAUCGUUACCAUGUAUAUCAAUAACUGCCCAAAUAAUCGGCAGACAAAUGGAGAGUGCGUGGCCAGAUUCCUUGGCAGGUUCUCCUUCCAGCCGCUCCGUCAGAAUCCGCUCUUCGGACCGUCUUCGUCGUCAUUAGAGAAGUUAGGAGCCCUUGAGUGGAACAAAGUGGUCCAUGAGCAUCAAGGAUGGAGGCUUAUAACUGCUAUGUGGUUGCAUGCAGGUGUCAUUCAUCUGCUUGCGAAUAUGUUUAGCUUGGUUUUCAUUGGAAUUCGCCUGGAACAACAAUUUGGUUUUGUGCGGAUUGGCACAAUUUACCUCAUAUCAGGUUUUGGUGGCAGUGUCCUCUCUUCCCUUUUCAUUAGAAACAGUAUUUCUGUUGGUGCAUCUGGUGCCCUGUUUGGACUGCUAGGAGCAAUGCUUUCAGAGCUUCUUACAAACUGGACUAUCUAUUCCAACAAGGCUGCAGCCCUGCUGACUCUCGUGAUUAUUAUUGUCAUCAACUUGGCUGUUGGAAUACUACCUCAUGUUGACAACUUCGCCCAUAUCGGAGGAUUCCUUUCGGGUUUUCUCCUAGGCUUUGUUUUUUUGGUCCGGCCCCAGUUUGGUUGGAUGGAUCGCCACAACCUUCCGCCUGAAGUUCGGGUCAAGUCCAAGUACAAAGCUUACCAGUACAUAUUGUGGUUGACAGCAGUGGUUUUGCUGAUAGUUGGAUAUGCUGUUGGCCUGGUGAUGCUAUUCCGAGGUGAGAAUGGGAAUGACCAUUGCCAUUGGUGCCACUAUCUGAGCUGUGUGCCAACGUCCAGUUGGAGUUGUCGGAAUUGAAAAACAUAAAGAGGAAGAUUUGGAAGAUAGCGAUGUUCUUCUUCUUCUUUCUCGUCAAGGUAAACAAAAAACCCACAUUCAGUUUUAUGAUAUUCAUGUGUACAUAGUUCAAAAUGCCAAACCUUUGCCAUCCACUGGAUGCGGCAGUAAUGUGUGCUAUAUGAUGCAUCCUGGGGGUUUUCUCCCUGUGGUGCAAAUUUGCAGAGAUGUAUUUUUAUUUUAUCAGGCAUUCUUUUAUUUUAAUUUCUAACUGUAUUCCCUA